Messenger RNA from Pelobates cultripes (western spadefoot toad), 18712 nucleotides. NCBI's taxonomy places the organism in Eukaryota, Metazoa, Chordata, Amphibia, Anura, Pelobatidae. The record is from the annotation of a GenBank genome assembly.
AGGAAGUCAAUGCAAUACCGGACCGUGCGGCAUUCUGUGAGUUGUAGUCAUGUCUCUCUGAGACAAACAGGGAGCUACCAAAGCCUUGGACUACACUUCCCGGCAGCGCCCGCGAACGCCGCUGUCCCCCGAUCGAAGCCUUGCUUACAUUGUAUCCAUUGUAUUGUUUUGCAGGCAUUUUCUUACAUCUUUCAGAACGUUAGAUCGCAAGGUGCAAAGCAUGGGGGACGAACAGGAGAUCAUGUGCAAAUUGGAGAGCAUUAAAGAGAUCAGGUACCUGCUCUGAACUUCCUAUUUUUUCCCAGUGGAUUUCUUCCAUCUUGGCAGGCAUUUUUUCCCUUGUAAAACCUAUUGUUAUCUUACUAAGACUAAAUCUAUAAUGGGUGCUGGGACUCUCCCUUUUAACUGUUCCUGGGAAAUUCUAUAGUGUAUUUAAUCUAUGAGGAAAUUGGGGUUUGAUUUAAUCUAGAAUGGUGUGUUUAUAAUAAUCAAAUGGAUCUGCAUAUUUGUGUGUGUAUAUAUGUAUCCAGGAAUAUAUUGUGGAUUCUGGGCUGCCUGUAUUCCAUACAUGGAACGCUUUGGAAUCUAUAUUCGUGUUUCAAGUCUUAGAUCACAUUUUGUGUCGGUAUAUAUCAUUCAUAUGCCAGUGGUAACUGCAUUUUUCGAUCUGCAUUGCACGAAUAAUAUUCCACUAAUAAACAUUCAUUGUCCCAGAGAACAAAACACACUUGGAGAUUUUUAAUAAUUUGGAUAAAAUAUUAUUGCAUUGAAGUGACUAGAUCUCUUCAGGAACUUUAGUCGAUCCGGCAGUUUAGUUACAGAUGUGUGCAUGUUUGUUUAUUGGCUCUGUGGCACUGUAACUAAUGGAGAUAUCAUCCCAAUCACUAAAUCAUGCAUCUGUCUAAUGCACAUACACACCAGCCGUAAAGGGUUUCCAAUAGCAGGCAGUUAAGUGCCAUUGCAUGGAUAGUUUCAAUGGACAAUAAAUAAAGAUUCAAGGACUCUGCAUCUCUUUGGGUGGUAGAGUGAGAGUAUUAACACUCAGGGGUACUCAAACUCCGUCCCCCCCAAAUGUUGCUGAACUACAAUUCCCAUGACUCUCUGGCUAUCUAUGUAAUUCAAAGAAUUAUGGGAGUUGUAGUUCAGCAACAUCUGGGGGGCCAGAGUUUGAGGACCCCUGACCAAAGCCAAAAGUACUGCUGUAAAGGCAGGAUGUAGUGAGUGAUACAGGCUGUAAAGGACUCAAGUCCUCCUUUCACAUAUAUCAGUCCAAAAAAAACCAAAAACUUAAUCCUGAAGCAAUUUCCAAAUUGUGUCACAAAAUGGGGCAACAAUCCUUCUUGACUUCAAAAUGGCAAUUAGUUUUCACAUUGGAAAAACAAACUGGUACACCACAUAUAAACUGUGAAAUCCUUAUUCCGUUUUCCUAAAAAAUAAUGUAAUGUAUAUUAUUUUAUGCUCAGAGCUCAAAAAUGAAAUUGUUUUAUAAAGAGUUUCAAAAGAGUUGAUAUUUAAAAUACCACAUUUGAAAAUGGUUUCUCUUUUAGAGUAAUGUAGCAUCAGCUGUUCAUUUCCUUGCAGACUGUUUGUACAUAAUAUAAUUGGGCAUUUGCUGUAUAUUGAUGGAUCAUGUUACCCUCUGUGUCUGUAGAUAGGUUUAAAAAAAAAAAAAAAAAAAAAAAAAUUACAAGGAGAGAUGGGGUUGUAUUGAAUUAGCAAUCAUCACUUUGAAGUGUUUUGGUACAUGUCAUGUUUCUGUAAAUCUUCAUAAAAUGCAUUGGGGAUUAUGUAAUGCUAUCAGUAAAUUGCAAUGUUUCUGUAGUCGGAAUGGUUCAUUUUUGAAGACUGCAGCUUCUGUCUGACAAGACAGGCUGUUAUUUGUGGCAGUACUGCAAGGUAACAUGAUGGUAGCCCUAGGCAUACUCUUCAACUCCUCUCUGUGCGGUUGUAAUUAGGUGUUAAUGAUGUUACAGCUUCAUCCUUUUUCACUGCCAGCACCACAGACAGCCUUGGUGUAAAGAGUUUGCCCCUGAGAUGGUGACAUGUGAAUUCCUGUCAAGAAGUACAAAAUCAUGCAACAAUUAUUGAGUGAAAUUCAGAAACGUGUGGAAUACAGUUCUUGUACAUUAGGCACUUUACAUGAUGGAGUUUAUUUAUACAAUCAGGAAUUGUGGAAACGUGGCAGAAUCUGGCGAUUUUUGGCUUGAAAAUUGAAAUUCACUUUGAAUUCUAAUAAUUUACACUUAAAAGGGCACCUUGGGCAUCAAUACAACUUUAGCUUAAUGAAGCAGUUUGGGUGUAUAGAUCAUGCCCCUGCUGUCUCACUGCUCAGUUCUCUGCCAUUUAGGCAUUGAAUCACUUUUGUUUCUGUUUAGUCUGCCCUAGCCACACCAUUUCUAGCUGUAACUGACUCAGCCUGCUUUAAAACAAGGGAUUCAUUUUCAAUCAGUUGUUAAUUUGCUUUAUAAGUUUAUAUCUGCAGGGUCUAGAAGGAUAUUAAAAGAACAGAAGAUAAGGAAUUCCAAAAUAAAUGUGCAAUAAAGGACAUUUAACCCCUUAAGGACACAUGACAUGUGUGACAUGUCAUGAUUCCCUUUCAUUCCAGAGGUUUGGCCCUUAAGGGGUUAAACAUUAGAUCUCUCUUAAUAGGAAGUGUUUAGGAAAGGUGUGUAAGUCACAUGCAGGAAGGUGUGACAAGAGCUGCAUAAACAAAGUGAUUUAACUGCCAAAUGGAAGAGAAUUUAGCAGUUAGACUACAGGGGCAUGAUAUAUACACCUAAACUGCUUCAUUAGGCUAAAGUUGUUUUGGUGUCUAUAGUUCCCCUUUAACUCAUAGAACAUCAGUAAAAUGGUUGAAGUCUCUCCUAGCAGAGUUACUUACUAAACCUGCAAUAGACCGAAAUAGCUGAGCUGCAAAUAUGUAUUGCUGUAUUGGUCAGUUUUCUCAGAUUGACUGACUGAUUUAACAGAAACGUCAUUCCUUUGUGAAUUUACCACUGCUCCCCGCUUAGUGACAAAGUCUGCUUAUGUUCAUCUCUCUGCACUGAUUUCCCAGCUCCCUCACAUGCUGUCUGUGUAUUGGGACUAGAGCUGGAACUUCCACACUAUCAAAUCCUUUCAAGAAAAUAAUCCCCCACCUCCCCAACUCCAAAAUAUGGAAAUAAAAAGGAAAUUUUGUGUGUUUGUGUAUAAAAGUCUGUUUGUUUGUCUAUGAAUGUAUAUUUUCUUAUGACACUGUGUAUAUGUGUAUUCAUGUGUGUGUUUGCAUAUGAGCUGUGUGUGUGUGUGUGUGUGUGUGUGUAUAUGAGUGUAAGUAUUUGUUAAUAUAAAUGUCCUAUGUAUAGGAAUAAGAGUGUGUGUGUGUGUGUUUUUUUUCCCCUAACAAACAAAAGGGGAUUGGGGGCAUUUCUGGCCCAAUGGCAUGUAACCUACGUACACCUUUAUGUUCAUGUCAGUGCAGAACAGUGGUGAUAUAUAUAUAUAUAUAUAUAUAUAUAUAUAUAUAUAUAUAUAUAUAUUGUGUGUGUGUGUGUGUGUAUGGUUUUGUUAAGUUUAAAAAAAAAAAUGUAAUUCAAUAUUUUAGUUGUCUUGAGUGUGUGUGUUUGUUUUUCUCUGUAACUUUUUGGAUGUUACUGUUUUGUUUUUAUUUCUUAAACGGUGUCUUGGUCAUUUUGUGAAAAUAUAUUAGCGUUCUACUUGUUUCUGCUCUGACAAUUGAUAAGUCAUUAAACCAUCUAUUACUAAAUUAUAAGAUGACACUCCCCAGCAUAUCUUAUUUUUCUAGUUUUCAUCUGUUAAAUAUAAGAUGGGGUCAUUAUCACACAUAGUGUAAGCAUAGGCUGCAGCAUGUGCAAGACUUUUUUGUUGUUGUUUUUAAUCUUUUCAAAAGUGAGCCUCACUCAAUCCCAGCAUGGGACAUUCUCCUAUAUUUCUUAUUCUACAAUAAUUUAUCGCAACCCGAUAACUGAAAAUGUCUUGUGUGCAUAAAAAUGUAAAACAUAAUAUUAUUAAUAAAAAAAAAAAAAAAAAUCCAUUCACUUGAAAGCCAAUAACUGUGAUAUAUUGUUAUUUCUAAAGCCCUGCAGAAUAACAUUUAUAGGAGAACCUCAAAGAUAUAAACACUAAUAAUACAUUCCAAGUGAGAGGUGAUUGAUAUAAGCCUAGGUAUUGCUUGAUUAAUGGUCAGUACCUAGUAAUGGGGGUGGGAGGCCCUGCUCCUGUAAAUGGCAAGACUUUUUUUAGAAGUGGUUUAAACAGGCAUUUGUGUUGACAUGAACAGCUAAGUGAUCUUUUUACUGAACACUUGGUUGGUGCCAUGUAGUACCAAGCAGUAAAUGGGGAGAUAAUCACUGUAAAAUUGCAUGGUGUGUGAAUAUGUCGAUAUAAUGGUUGUUUAGUCAUUUUGUUUUCUUAAUUGUGCUUUAAGAGUCAAAAAUCAAUAUAGUGCCUAUAAUUAGCUUUGCCAGGAAUAACUGUGUACGAAUUCCACACAUCAAAUAACAUGAUGAGUGUCUACAUAGAUGUAGCUUACUUCUUGAAAGCAAAUUUGGAAUUGGUAUAAUAAAAUCAAAAGUAAGCACUAGAGAUGUUUUGAGAUAAAAUUCCAACCCAGCAGAUAAGUACAAUAACAUAUUUUGGGGGAAAAAAAAUUAAUCAUUUUAAAAUACUUUUAUUAAAAAAAAAAAACAACAACACAUUUUUAAUUUAAGUUUUUUUUUUUCUUUUCAUUUCAAGGCUUUAUUAAGGCAUAGAGUUGUAAUUACAGUUACAGUAGAACAUUAUUACAGUGAAGGUGUACGGGAGACUCGCAGGUCUCAGUGUAAUAGGACAGUGACACAGAGGUUUUUCACCUAUUUGGCGUUUGCUUCUGCUGCUGUCAGCGGCCAGGUAGUUCAGACAUUUGUUUAACAAUUUUAAGCAUUCAUGUUUGAAUGUCACCCGUCAGCAGAUGAAGGCCAGUUCGGGGGUUGAGUUGUAAAGGCAGACAUUGUUGUUAAUAUAUGAUAAGCAUCUAACGGCAAUACAAUAGCAUUCAUGGCACGUCAUCUAGCCUUGUUAGACAGGUCAGUAAAGUGUACAGCUUUGUUGUGGUCUAUGUAAGGACAUAGGUCGCAUUAUAGAUUAUACAGUAGGAAUUUUUAGCUAUGUGGUGCAUUCUCUUAGUACAGCUAGCCUGCUGGAUGGGGUAAGUAUUAGAUGGCAGCGGCUCCUGGGUUGUUGGUGGUGUGUCGGGCAGGUUUUCUGAUUUGGCAAGCCGAGUACGGCGUGCAGAGGUGGGUGGAGGGGGUGUGUGGGCAGCAGGGAGACACGGUCCUGGGAUCUCUGUCAGGUAGGCCUGUUCAAGAUCCGUUGGGGUGGAGGGCGGGGAGCAGUUGUCGAGGAGUGGGGCGUUUGGAGGUCGAGGGUCCGUCAGGUAGUUUUGUCCUGUGUGUGUGUUUGCUACGGGUGUCCCCACUGUGCUAGUCGCUGUUCUUUAAUGUUUGUAGGCGGUGGUUGUGUGUGUGUCAUGCGUCGGGGUGUUGUCUUGUUGGGGUGUCACCUCUGUGUCUGGUGUCCGUCUGCGUCUGUUUAAGGCUCUGGUUAGCGUCGGGGUUGUAUCGGUCGAGCGGAUACUGUUCCGGGUUGUGAGGGUUGGGUGGUGUCUGGUAUCGCGGUAUAGUGUUCUUGGGUAUUGGGCGCUUGGGCAAUCUUGUUGGGUUGGUUCAUCCCUUAUCCGGCGUGUGCUGGUCGUGGUGGGUCUUUUGUGAGUGCUGUGGUGUGUAGUCGGUCUCGCAGGUGAGGGGGCGUCUCUGCGUGUGUAGGUUGUGUUCUCAAGUCAGCCUGUCGGCGGUGGGUCAUGUGUUUUAAUGUGUGUUAUGGGGGGGAACGGGGGGAUGGGGAUGUAGGUUAAUGGGGUGAGGAUAUUGCGGGUGGGGGGAGGGUGCGGGAGGGUAGGGGGGGGAUGUCAGGUCCCCACCCCAGCGCGGGGCAUCUCCAGCUCUGCGUGGUCGUCUUGGUUUGGUUGGGUCAUUGGUCCAGCUUCCGUAUUAUCGCCAGUCGGUUCCGUCAGGGCGUCCCGUCUGCCUCCACUGCUUAAUUUAAGUUUUUAAGUUAAUUUAAAAAUACUUUUAUUUUCUAUUGACUUAUGCCAUUAAAUGAAAUGCAAAAAAUACAAUCUUUCUAGCCUCAAUGCUAGCAAGCUACACCAGAUCAAUCUUCUUAUAUGAUGUGAACCAUUGCCUCUAUAAUCUUCACACACCUGUCAAUUAGCUGGUGUACAUAUUACUCAUAUGCAAGGAUUAUAUUCAAUUUAUUAUGUUUGUAAUCCCCAAGCGGACCAUCAAAGUUUCUUACUAGUUGAAACUUCUGGAUAGAUGAUUGUGACUCUAAAUAAACGUUAAAUCCUACUGACUAUGGGUACAUGAGGAUAGGAAUAAAAAUGAUUGUGUUACUACAAACAUAUGCAACUAUUUUUGUGGAAUUGUUAAAAAUAAGUAAAUACACUCAUGGCAACCUUGUUUGUUUGUUACUUAAGGAACAAGACUCUUCAGAUGGAGAAGAUAAAGGCUCGGUUGAAGGCAGAGUUUGAAACAUUAGAGUCUGAAGAACGCCACCUGAAAGAGUACAAACAAGAAAUGGACCUCCUCCUUCAGGAGAAGAUGGCCCACGUGGAGGAGCUGAGGUUGAUCCAUGCUGAUAUUAAUGUGGUAAGUUCUACUGCUCUGGAAGAUUCCUUUGUGUCUGAUAUUAUAAAGAACUGAAUUCUUCUCUUCCUUGAAGGGAUACUCCAGGCACCCAGACCACUUCUGCCCAUUGGAGUGGUCUGGGUGCCAACUCCCACUACCCUUAACCCUGCAAGUGUAAUUAUUGCAGUUUUGAUAAACUGCAAUAUUUACCUUGCAGGGCUAAGUCCUCCUCUAUUGGCUGUCUAUCAGACAGCCACUAGAGCAGACAGCCACUAGAGGGACUUCCGUGUUCUUAGAACACGAAAAGUGGUUUAAGCAACGCUGGACGUCCUCACGCUAUGUGAGGACUUCCAGCUUAGCCGAAAUCCCCAUAGGAAGGCAUUGAAUAAUGCUUUCCUAUGGGGAGGUCUAAUGCACGUGCGCGGCUGACGUCAGCGGGGGAAGAGAGUAGGCGGAGCCUGACCGAGGGUCAUCGGUAAGUCACUGAAGGGGUUUUAAGCCCUUCAGUAACUUGGGAUGGGGGUGGGAGGGAGAGGGGCACUACAGGGUCCUGCAGUGCCAGGAAAGCUGUGUUAAAUGAAUACUCCGCCAUAACUACUACAGCCCACUGUAGUGGUUAUGGUGCCUGCAAUGCCCUGGAACGCUACCAGUGUAAAUAGACAAACUAUUUAAGAAUGGUCUGACAGCUUUUGUGGGUUCUGCCAGACACAGGUCCCCUCAUCCAGUUCCCCCUCAAUAUCCUGCACUGAGCUAAGCGUGACAAUGUAGCUCUUGCUCCACAAGAGGAAGUCGCUGGCAGUUGAGCAGUCAGACUGUCCUCAAAUGGUUUGACUACUUGCUGUAGGAGCACCCAGAAAGCCUAUAAAUGCACCAUAAAACAGUGCUAAAGGAGCAAGACUUCUAAACUGGAGAUAAAAACAGCCAGAGCUCUUGAAAAAUGUCAAAAUGCAUUGGAUCAGAGGCUUUUUUUUUUUAUCCUCAUUUUAUGUAUCUUUUAGCACUGUUUCGUGAUCCUUUUUCAGCUGGAAACAUGUUAUAUAGUGAACUUUAUAGUGGAAAUAAAUUUGAUUUACAUAAUUUCAGAUAUAAACACAUACAUAUAUAUAUACAGAAUAUAUUGACAUUUUAUAAAUAAUGCAGCAAUAGCUAUUACUAAGAACAUUAUGAUUGUUUCUAAUGUGUGCUAACCCGGUCCUGAGUCAGCAUUCCAUUUACAGUAUAUUGUGGAUUAAUAUAAUUAAUAGGGCAGAGGUUAAAUACCUUCUGAUUCCAGGAAAUAUAAAUCACACCUGUCUCAAAAUCAAUACCAUCCUGCAAAACAAAACCCUAAACAUGCAGUUCUGGUUGAAUCCAUCUCUAUUAAAGGAUCACUAUAGUAUCAGGAAAACAAACUCGUUUUCCUGACACUAUAGCAGCCUUACGACCCUCCCCAUCCUCAGGGUCCACCUCCCUUGGCACUGAAGGGAUUAAAACCCCUUCAGUUACUUACUUUAAUCCAGCACAGGGGCUCCAUCGGCGCUGGUGACCUCUCCUCCCCCACCGACGUCAGCUCCCGAACUGCUAUGUUUACAUCCGAAGGGUUAAUACCUGGGGCACCUGGCACCCAGACCACUUCAUUGAGCUGAAGUGGUCUUGAUGACUAUAGUGUCCCUUUAAGAUAUAAAGUAUUUGGAUUCAUUUGUAGCUUAAAAGUAAACCGGCAAACAUUUGAAAGCAAUGAGCCCUCUGCUCCAAAAAUAAACACAGUUUAAAACCAGUAUUUUGCUGUAAAUGUCCUAUGAGAUAGUAACAUAUAUUUCUGGUAUGUAGCGGGCAGUACAUUGUGAUAAUAAUAGUUUUACAAUGACGGCACUAAACACUGACUUAAUGGCUAUGCGUCUGGCUUGCAGCAUCAUAUCACCGUACUGAAAAUCUGUUUAUGUUGCCAGCCACGAGUACGAUAAACUUGUUUUUAAAUGUUUAGCUAUAAAAUCUGCUAUGAAUUGUACCACAAAACAUUGCUUAAAAAGUGAUUGUAUUCCUGAGAAUCAUUCCUGGGGGCAGAGUUAAAUGUUUCAUACUCGACAAGUUAUUUGUGAAUAUAUUCCUAGAUUGACAUUUGUUUUACAAAACAUGACUUGGAAAAAGAGUGUUUUUAGCAUUUUGUCAGUUUAGAAUAAGAAACAUAUGUCUGUUUUUUCUAUUUAAAUGCAUUACAUGUCCCUUGCCUCCUGAAUGUGAAUUUAUUAUUCCCAAAUACUACUGCCCUUUUUAUUUUUUUAUUUUUAUUUGUUGUACUUUUAUUCUGGAAAUUGUGGGGUUUUGUUUGUGUCACAAAGCCCCACUGUAAAAAUCUGUAUUUUUUAAAAUUACCAUAAUGUGUUCAUAAACUAAAUUUAAAAAAUAUAUAUAAUCUUUUUCUAAAUGACUUGUUUAUAGAAAUAACUGGCUGUGUGCAUGUCACAAGGAAAUCUAAAAUGUUAUGUAAGAGCGAGAGUAGCCUAAAUAGUGACUACAUCAUGCAGACUUAUAUAGUAUUGAUAGGGUGCUGAAAUUACUCCUGGCUAAAUGUUACACAGAAGAAGCUGGUAGAUCUUCUGUGAGAUCCACUUUUAUAAAAUGGCUUCUUUUUCCAUUUCUUAAUGGAAGUUUCACCCAUAGUCAAAUAAGCUCCUGGUUUAUCCUUAUUUAGCCUUUUUUUUUUUUUGCACUCUGAUGCUAUGUAGGUACUAAUUCGCUGUACAUUUGAUUUGUAAUCCAUAUUAUUUUUGUGAAACAAAUGCCUACAUCCCUAGCCAGUGAUGGCUAAUUUAAAGAAGCCCUGCUUCCGUUCCCAGAAAAUGUUGAGCUUUUUAUAAAUAUAAAAUCUUUAUGAAAUGCUCAUAAACAUUGUGUUGGUAUUUCACUGAAUUUCCAACGCAAUCAAAAGACCUCAUAAGACAAAGAAGGGGUUACUAUGUCUUACGGUAAAUGUUUACCUUGACAAAACUUGAUUAUGCAGAGCUAUCCACUUUCCACAGCCGUCACUAGUAACAGGUGUGGGAUAAGGUAUUAUCUUACUCAUUGUGAGAUAAUAUCUACGGAGGCUCUCACGGAAUCCUCCAUAAAUAAGUGUUUUACACUUGUGCAUACACUGAUGUGGGCUCUGGGCACCAGGACCUGAAACAAGAUGGCGGGGGGACAGCAUCAGCUAAGUAUACCUCACCAUAGCUGUAUCCCUUAGGCCACUGCACCCCAAGUGGUGAUGUCACCUCCGUAAAGGAUCUCAGAAGGUGACAGAGCCGACCAAGCAGCUUUAAACUAAGACUAUAGGCACUGUAAGCAUUUCAUCUCAUUGAAUUGGGUAACGUGCCUUGGAGUCCCCUGGCACUGUCCCUCCAUUCAGUUAAAAAAAAAAUAAUAAAAAAUAAUAAUAAUAUUUGAACACUAAAUAAGGGUCCAUGUCCACCCACAGUCCGGCUCCUACUGGAGGUAUGGCUAAGGCAAAAAUUACGAUUUCUAGUCAUACCAAAUAAUACCAGCAAUGGGUGCUUUGACCGUCUAAAAGCAGUCAGCCCAUUACUGCUCCUCAGGCUAAUGAUUCCUCAUUAGUCCAAGUAGCAAAAGGUUGAUGGACUGCUCAUUUAGCAUGAAAACACUAAAAACGGUUUAAUGUUGAAUUGAAGGAGAGCAUCGGGGGACUCUAGACACUUCAAUCAGAUGGGUUCAAAGUCUACAGUGUACCUUUAACAUCCCUAUGAUGCUCAUUUAGCCUUUGUUCCCAGGGGAAUUUCUUCUUAUUUAAAAAAUAAAAUAGGCACUGUGCCAUCUGACUGCAAGAGAUAUUUAUUUUUACCAUAUUUAGUCAUGAAUUCAUACAGCUUUAAAAAUCUAAUGUUAUUUAACCCCUAAUGUGAAUUAACCUGACUAUAAUCACUGUGUAUACUCUGGCAAUCUACCUAGGUUUUCAUUUUAUAUUGCCUUUAGUCAUUUUCUGAUUUGAUUAGGUUAAUCCUAUCAUUCUCAAAUGAUGCCUUAGAAUGUGGAGUCUAGUUUCAUCGGGUUCCAAAACACAAUAAAAAUUGUUCUUAAUGCUGAUCUGCUUAGGAGGCAGCUUACAAUGGAGAUCUGUGUUUCACUGCCCUGAGCAUUGUGAUACAGCUGAGUUUAUACAUCUUUAACACAGUUUAUUCCAGCCUCUGAUCAGUGACCUUGAAGAGGACACAGUAAAUCCUUUUUUACAUAAACUGACAUUUCUCCAGGGAAUGUUUAAAUUAGGGAGCAACCAUAAAAAUGGCCAUGAAGUAAACAAAUAAAUGGCCGACCUUUCAGAUUGUUCAUGAAAUGUUAUCAUGAUCUUUCAUCUUGAAGUACAAUGAUAACGAAAACAGUGAUGUUUAUUUCAGAAGUGUAUAUUCCAUCUCUUUUGGUUUUUAAUACCAAAACAAAUGAUAAAACAAUAGGGACAUAUUAACUGGCAAUUACAUGUCCAAAUUCCCAAGUGAUAUAAUUUGGUUACUUACAAAUGUACCAAGCCUUUGACCAAGGCUGUGAAGUGCAAUUUCCAUAUGAAUUUAAAAACUUCCAAUUAUAGGAAAUACAUUUUCUUUAAUUUUGAUUAUAUUCUGACAAAAGAUUACAUUUAUUACAACCUUGGGGUGUUUAUUUUUGUAUUGAAUACAUAAACCUGAAUACUUAUUUUCAGUGCAUCUUAUGGCUUACCUUUUGCUCCAUAGGGGCAGACACUUUGGUUCAAACACUAGAUACCUGCUAAAAACAUACACAAUUUCAGGUCUGAAACCAAAGUGAAUUUAAUAGAUACUCAUUGCUUGUGGAUGAUGACAGGACUUGUGAACACACACUAGCUGAUUACCUGCACAACGUUUGGUUGGAUAAACUGUGCUUUCAACCAAAGUGGACUAAAAUAUGACUGCAUCCAUAGAGCAACGGUAACCCAAGACAUUAUUUACUUAAUAAGUUCAUGGCUAUAUAUUUUAAAUGUAUGCAUUACAAAAUAAUACAGGAGGCUAUAAUACAAUCUUUCAAUUUCAAUUAUAAAAAAAUUGUUUUGCUUUAACUACAGCAGACACUGCAGAAAUAUUUUUAAAAGCCUUUAAGAAAUGUUUGUGUGUGCAUGGAUAAUUAGAACUUUCAUUAGUACCUGUGUAAUUUCGUUUCAAAAUGGCUUUAUUCAAACAUAAGUAUUUCAGGGUAUGCCCUGACCACUGUACAUCAGCAGGUAUCUAUAGAUUGAACAAGUAGACAAGAUAUAACGGACUCGCGGGUCCCAACGUGAAGUGUGUGAACAUCACUCAGACAAUGUUACAUAUUAUAUCUGUAUGGCAUUUGGUCGCGUUUAGCACGUUAGUAUAUACAUAUGGGUGAUCUGAUUGCGGCUUGAGUAGAGGAAUAUUCAUAAGUUUGUGCCUUGUGUCUGUUUUAUGUUUUCCUCUAAUAUUUCCUUAUCACCCCUGAGCCUCAUUCUCUUUGGGGUGGCAAGGUCUAUUGGUCCGUCGUGAUAGGUCAGAUGUCGUUCAGGGGUGUGUCUUAUUCGUGUUGUGUGGUCGCAUGAUGAAGGUGUUUGUUUCCAUUUUGGUGUGUAAGUGUGAGUGAGUGACACAAUUGUGGGCAAUCUCGGAUUAAUGAGGGCUACGAGUACCUGUGUAAUUUGCCCACAGCUAUAACAGAACAUGGCUCUGUGUUGGGUGGGUUCCUCCUCAAUGCCCACUGUUGUGUGCUGUCUCACAGUCAGGUAGAAUUUCCUGGGUCAUGAUGUCACAUUCCAUAACUCUUUUCUUUGCAUGGAACACAGCUUGGAAGCGGUAACUGACAUUAUACCUGAUCAUAAGGGACAAGGCCCUACACCUUACUACUGGCAUAUUAAAGUAGCACUAUAACCAGUACAGCUGUAAUUGGCUGAGAGUUGCAGCUGACUGCUUUCAGCCUAUCACAAAACCCAUCCAUAGCUGGUAUUAGUUGGUAUGGCUUGAAGGGAGUGUGUAAUCUCACCAUACCUCCACUAGGGGCAGGCUCUCAGAAGCCAGGGAUCCUCAUUCAGUGUUACAAUGCUUGAAAAUGGUUUAAUGCUAAUUUAAAGGACCGUGCCAGAGAACUCCUAGCACUAUAGCCAAUCCAAUAAGAUGACAUAGUUUAUAGUGCCUGAAGUUUUCCUUUAAACAGAGGAAUAUGUAUAAUAAAAUACAUAUAAUAUGGGCAAGCUUCCACAAUCUCAAUGAUGUUCCUGAAUGUAAUUAUUUGUAGAUUGGGUCUCCAUAAUAUUGGAUCAUAAUGGAAUGUGGCGAGUAUGUAAUCAAAGUGUAUUCAGUUUCCAAAUAAUAUUGUGUGUUUAGUUUACGGAGCUUAUGUUAUAAAGUAUUAUAACCUCCACAGGGUAAAUCUGACCUUUAAUGAUGUUUGAAUGGUUGCUAUAAUGCCUGCUGUGACUUAAACUUCUACAGAUGGAAAACACGAUCAAACAGUCCGAGAAUGACCUCAAUAAGCUGCUGGAGUCCACACGGAGGCUGCAUGAGGAGUACAAACCCUUGAAGGAGCAUGUGGAUGCCUUGAGGAUGACGCUAGGCUUGCAGAGGCUGCCGGAGCUGUGUGAGGAGGAGGAGAAGUUAUCACUUGAGUGAGUGCUUGGUUUAUGUAUUUACUAUUGGUAGUGCAGCUAUUAGUGUUUCUGGUAUUCUUAAAUGAUGUGCUGUCACUUUAGAAAAACUGGAUGAUUUCUCUACCUUUUGCUAGCAAAUGUAUAGGUUUAUUUUUUUACUUUAACGCUGACACUUCGACUGCUCACAUACUCUGCAAAACUGGCUGCAACAACAUGGAAUUUCUAGUAUGCAAGCACACUCCAAGCCUUAUGGGAUGUUAUACUUAGCAUUUGCGAUUGGAUGACUCGAAUAGCCAGUCAGAUCCAGUGGGAACGCCAUCUUGCAGGAGCUGGUAUAAAAACACUUUAGGUAAGUAUAUUUUCUAAUCUAUGCAUUUGCUAGCAAUGUAGCUAACCAAUCUAAAUUUUAUAUGGAGGCCUAUUUGGAGGUUUACCACCAAUAGAAUAAUUCUGUGUGAAAUAUCAAUAGUUUACUGUCUCCCGCUAUUUGCAUAGAGAAACUAUGAAAUCACACAAUGCUGUAUCAGCUUGCUGCGUUUUUUUUCAGUGAAAAUAGUAAUUUUUCAUCCCAUACAAGGAUUAAAGGAAUAUAAAUAUAUUUAUUUUUAAUCUUUGGAUGUGUUUUUUUUUUUUUUUCUUCGAUUCAGCACUCUGUGUUAACAAGUACAAAAUAUACAAUUAAACUGCCCUUUAAUCCAGUACUAAGCAGUCCCUCUUGAGAUAAUUGUGCUCGGUCUUGGGCAUAUUCAAUUCUUUUCAUAUAGAAGCAUUAGAUAACUACAGCGCAUGUAUACCAAUUGCUGUGCUGCAUCAGUGGGAUGCUUCUCAUAGAGAAGCAUUAAACCCAAUGGUUCUCUAUGAGAAGCACUAAAAACAUCGGGAGCCAUCAUACUGUGCGUGAUAACUCCAAAUCAGAAAUCCUUUGAUUUAUAAAGGCUUUCAGUGAGGACACUGAAACACUGCGGUUUCUCAGAAACAUUUAUUUAUUUAUUUAUUUAUUUAUUAUGCCAGACACAACGGACAAUAGUUUGGCACCAAAUCCACAUCAUUACGUUUAAGUAGUGUUGGUGUUUAGAAUGCCUUUAAAGAGCUUAUGUUUUUUGCCUGAAGUCUUUCAAUAGCUGUGUUCCUUGAUUACCAGCAGCAUUAGAAAUGGUAUUGUGCAAUACUCAUUAAAUAUCUCAUAACAAAUAACUGUCUCAGAGGCAAAGUAUCGCUGCUCCUGCAUAUAUUGCAUGAUCAUCCUUUUAACUUUAUAACACUCCUGCAUUAUACUACGGUUAACAUGGAUACAACUCAUUCAGCUCCAUUUUAAUGGAUGUGAUUAUUGUUCAGUUACAUUUUAUAGCGCAUGAGACUGAACCCUGAGUGAUGGCCUGAUGCCUUCCACACAAAUAUAGCUGAUAUUUUCUUGCACCUUUUAUACUUUGUUAUUCUUUGUUUUCCUUCAGAUAUUGUUUUUUUUUUCUAACCACAAGCUCUUCUCUUUUGAGAUAAAUUCCAUAAGGUAAUUGCAUCUCCAACACUAUAACUAUUUAUUCUCAUUGAAGUGGUUAUAGUGCCCGGAAUCCCCUUGUGUCAUCUCUCCAGUCAGUGUUAAGCUGCUUUUGAAUAGUUUAACACCCAGAAUCCAGAGCCCAUCUCCCAAUUCAUACCAGCAACGGGCAGCUGUGAUAGGCUGAGAGCGGUAGCAUUAAAAAAAUUCAAAAGCUGUUUAACACUAAAUUGACACAUGACACUAGGGGACUUCAGACAAUAUAACCACUUGAAUGAGAAGUGGGUACAGUGCCUAUAUUGUUCCUUAUAUUAGAAAAUAUCUGAGAGAAUAAGCAUAAUAAUGAUACUAUUUAACUAGUUAGUUAUUAUUAUUCUAAUCACGCUUAAAGGAAUCAGGGAACCAGGAAUACAAUUCUCCACAUAAUGCAUUAGUUAUUGUAACAUAAUCUAACCCAAUCAAAGCUUCCUAUUGCUGGAUCCAGUGCUUGGCUAUCUUCCCACCUUGACUGUGUUAGAUGCACACUUGUGAGACAUUUCAGUACUUUGCACAGGUAUAUUUGCAAAUUUAAAAAAUAAAUAAAAAUAAUAAUUCAUAAAUCUCCCCCUCCAAUAAUAUUGUGAAGCGUUACAGAAUUUGUUGGCGCUAUAUAAAUACCAAUAAUAAAGAUGUAUUUAACUGCUUUUUGAAGAAAAAUAAUUAUAUUAAGCAUUUUAUUGGAAUUGGAACAAAGUAGCAGAUCUGUACAAAACUAACAAAGAGAAAACAGAAGUGCAUGUAUAAUAUUUAGCCCCUCUGUAUUGAAUUAUUGUAUAGUUUUGGAAUGUAACAAGCUAAUCUAUAAACUAUUUUAGAUCUGUAAAGUACUUCGAUGCUCUCUAUGUUUGCAGGCUAUUUAAUGGUUUGUAACUUGUCCACAAUUUCAGGCGUGUCUUGUUAUUUGGUUCCAGUUACUUUGAAAAACAGAAGGCAGAAUGGCAGACAGAACCUCAAGAACCACCAAUCCCAGAAUCCCUUGCUGCAGCCGCAGCAGCUGCACAACAGCUGCAAGUAGCCAGAAAGCAGGAUACCCGACAGACAGCUACGUUCCGCCAGCAGCCGCCUCCUAUGAAGGUAACAUCUCAUCUCCGUCUCCCGUAUCUUACUAGCUUUAGUUUGUGAAUGUUACUUAUCUACAACUUUCAAAUACAGACCAGUUAUGUACUAUAUGUACUAUUUAACAUAGUGACCACAUUGGUCAAUUUCACUUCAGUGUUCACUUAAAGGGACACUCUUAGCACCAUAAUUACUACAACUUUUUGUAGUAGUUAUGGUGUUGUGAGCAUAUGGGUACCAUCAACCUAUUUUUUUUUUGUCCAUCUGUUUUCAGGUAGUUUGUCCAUAAUUUGGGUUCAUUCAAUAACACAGGUGCCGACUUGACAGUGUGAAAGUUUUACUUUCAUAUUAUCUUUCUAAGCUUGCAUGACACUGGAUAACCUGGGCAGUUUAUCGAAAUGCUGUAUAAUUUCUGCCUCUAACUCCAAGAGUUUUUGAGACUUGUAUUAACUUGCAGCAUCUAUAAAUAUAAUAAUUGAAAGCUAUAAAACCCGAGAGCUUCUCAAUCUAAUUACUUGUGAGGUCACAGGAAAUGUUUUCAUUAGAAUAUCUAUCUGGUUCCACCCCUAAGGGCAAAGCAGAUUCAAAAAGACAGGAAAGACUAAUUUGUAUAUGCAGAUAUGUACAACCCAGGACCGUCAUUGUUGGUAACACAAUUUGGGUUUGUUUGAUUGCCCAUCCUACUUUCUACACCAUAUUUCUCUCAUCAUAAACUCCAAAAUAUACUCCAAAGUCAAAUAACCCUCCUUUCAUACCCAACAAAAUAAUACACCCACCAGUUGCAAUAACAGUGACCAUGUUCUUUUUAUUAUUAUUAUUAUUAUUGCCAUUUAUAUAGCGCCAACAGAUUCCGUAGCGCUUUACAAUAUAAUGAUAGGGGAUUUAACUAUAAAUAGGACAAUUACAAAUAAACUUACAGGAACAAUAGGUUGAAGAGGACCCUGCUCAAUCGAGCUUACAUUCUAUAGGAGGUGGAGGUGGUGAAUAAUAUCAGGAAGUAUUACUUUACUGAGAGGGUAAUGGAUGCAUGGAAUAGUCUUCCAGCUGAAGUGGUAGAGGUUAACACCGUAAUGGAGUUUAAGCAUGCGUGGAAUAGGCAUAAGGCUAUCCUAGAUACAAGAUAAGGUCACGGACUAAUCAAAGUAUUUAGAAAAUUUGGCAGACUAGAUGGGCCGAAUGGUUCUUAUCUGCCGUCACAUUCUAUGUUUCAAUAAACAUCAGAAUCCUGGGCCUCCAGGAUGGUAGCUACAGGUAACAAGUCUUUCCAUGUAAUGAUCAUGACUCCCAUCUCUAAGUAUGUAAUCCAGAAGGUUAUUUGUUGACUUGAGUAGAAGAUAAAGCUAACAGAUAAUACAUUUGCUCUGGAUUCCAUAGAGAUAAUUGGUUGUAAGGUACCAUACCUGUGCUGUUUUGCUUUAAAGGAAUACGAAAGGGACAGGAACUCUAAAACAUUAAAGUGUCAGGAAUAUUCCUGACCCUAUAGUAUUUUAAACACCAUUUAGGCCCCCCGCCCCCCUAAAUAUAGCAAAAUCUUACUGCUGCUGGCUCUGCCCCUUGUAUGCCUCCUUGGCUGACAUCAUCAGAAAUGUUGAACUGAGCUAAUCGCAAUGCUUUCACAUAGGAAAGCAUUGGAUUGGCUGAGCUUGUCAAAGAGGUAGAUCAGGGGCAGAGCCAGCACAAGUUAAACACAGUACUGGCCAAUCAGGGGUGUAAAACACAUUAGGACAGGAAAUAUCAAUCAAAUAAGGUGGGCUGCCCUUUAGGAGAGGGCAAGAGACGGGUAUGUGAGGUAGGGGUUAGUCUUGGAGGCCAUAAGCUUUCCUAAAGAGAUGGGUUUUCUUUACCCUUUUAUGAAUAGAACCCAAGUUGUAUUGCAUUACCUGCUGACCUCUUCUUUAAUGAAAUAGAAGAAAACAAAAUUAAAAUAAGAAAAUUUAUUUGCAAAACCCCUGCGCUAUGUUAGACGGAACAGCUUAGUAUAUGAUUUGUUAUUCAGUUCCCUGGGACCUUAUUAGUGUGAUGUGAAGCCAUUUGAAUUCUUGAUUUUGUUGUCUUUCUUUUUAAAAAUAUUUUGUUAGAUGCUUGGCAUGAGAUUUAAUCCAAUGUCUCUUUAUCUCUUUAGGCUUGCUUGUCUUGUCAUCAGCAGAUUCAUCGCAAUGCACCCAUCUGCCCACUUUGCAAAGCAAAGAGUCGGUCUCGAAAUCCAAAGAAGCCAAAGCGGAAACAGGAUGAAUAGAUGCCCAUUUUGCCCUCUCUAAUACUGAUUUACCCCUAAUGUCCCUGACACUUUCUUGUAACAAUGUAACCGUGGUUGCCCUGAAAUCCGUGCAGUCUUGAACUGGAUUUGUGUUGUUUUUCUAUUUAACGUGUUGUAAGCACAACAGGGCCUGUCUCAUUACAGCGGCAUCAUUGCAGUGAAAAACAAAAACGAGUUUGGCAAUGCCAAUGUUUUAAGCGGCUCAGGCUGCAAAUCUGCCGUAAUUGUACAUUCCCCGUGAUUGACGUGCAUUUUCCUUUAAAAAUAGACGUUGUUUUGGUGCUAUUCUUACAUUCUGACCUUUGAACAUGAUCAAAAUAUAAUAAUAUUGAAUAAAAUAGAGAAUUUGAAGAGUUAUCCCUGUGGUUUUUAAUGCGGCAAAUACAUGGCCUGCCCUUGUAGACAAAAUGGAUCAAUAUAAUAAAAAGUAAACAUGCAUAGAACAUUGUUAAUAUACUUUGUUAAUUCCUGUGUUGAGGGAGCUCUGUUAGAGUGUUAGUUAAACAUCUGUUCAUUGCUAAGACUUUUGUUCUUAUCUGCAAAAAUGUUAUAUUAAAGAGAUGCUCACAUUUGUUUUACUACUGCCUUCUGCAUUUCAUUAACACUAGAUGGGUAGAUUAACAGUGUUG